Molecule: messenger RNA, 558 nt
Organism: Rhopalosiphum maidis (corn leaf aphid)
Lineage: Eukaryota; Metazoa; Arthropoda; Insecta; Hemiptera; Aphididae
Product: transcription factor 15-like
Exons: 1
Coding region: 1-531 (176 amino acids)
Molecular function (GO): protein dimerization activity
Source: RefSeq, a predicted model, not a curated record
AUGUUGAGGACCGCAGACACGGCGCAUCAGCUGCAACACUAUUGCGACGCGUUCGACGACCCUUUCGGCGGAACCACCGCGAGUCUGCAGUGGUACGACGGCAGCGGUUACGGUUACGUCGCCGCGGAGGAACAUUCGGCCGAUCGUCGGUCGGCCAGCGGCGGUAGCGACGGGAGUUUCGGCGGCGACGGUGCAAACGCUGACGCGGUGGGUAGCAGGAAACGCCGGCGGUUAGCGGCAAACGCGCGCGAGAGGCGCCGCAUGAACGGCUUGAACAAAGCGUUCGACCGGCUCAGGGGCGUCGUACCCGCCGCCGACGACGAGCGCAAGUUGUCCAAAUACGAAACGCUUCAGAUGGCGCUGACGUACAUCGUGGCCUUGCACGAACAGCUCGGCGGAACGCCAUCGGUGGCCAGCGGCGGUGCGAACACUACGAAACCUUCGGCGACGACGGAGCCGUCCACGGCGGUCAUGCCCGCGCAUUACGCUAAUUGUGGCGUACCGCUGCUGUGGCCACCGCAACAGCAGUAGACGACGGCGGUACGUUACGGGCGGCCA